Colletotrichum navitas is the source of this 861-nucleotide messenger RNA. RefSeq lists its product as uncharacterized. Lineage: Eukaryota; Fungi; Ascomycota; Sordariomycetes; Glomerellales; Glomerellaceae. The record is from RefSeq and is a predicted model, not a curated record. The transcript has a single exon. Bases 298 to 816 code for a protein of 172 amino acids.
CGGCGCACACCUCGUCGUCCAUAUGGGUACACGUCCCUAGGGGCUUCCAGAUCCUUCGACGCAUUACUAUCCUACUUCUUUGCCUGCCAAUCGGCACCCCGAACGAAUCCCUAGUGUAACGCAGCCAAACGGACGGCCUUAUAGUCCUGAUUCGCCAGGGUAUCUCGAGUCAGGCCUGAUACUGAUUGGGUCGACCGAGGAGACGUUUGCCAGUGCGCCAACCGUUCCUCUUACGACGGGCCUCAAACGACGUGCAGCGGGUCCGACGUGGCUGACUGUGGGAUUCGGGGCUAAUACAUGUCGGCUCUGACAGAAAAGGAAGACAGAUCGUCGGGGGACCAUCCCGCCUGGCAGGCUAGAAGCGGCCCCUUGGAAACUCUCAAGAAGCCUGGCCCGUCUAGGCAAAGCAAGGCCAAGAAAAGCAGGGCUGUCUUUGGGGUUGUAUACGCCAGUCUCGUACGUCAUCGCUUGCGGGCUCAAUCAAGCGAAUGCACACACAGCCCCCGCCGACAGCAUGCCACUCCACGAUCUGGUCGGGCGCGGUUCGCCAACGUCUCGAAUCUCGAUGCUCGAAUUCGGGUGAAUCAUCACCAGUCUGUUGGUGCCGUGCCGUGCCGUGCCGUGCCGUGCCGUGCUGAGCUAUGCUCUGCUAUACCGUCUGUCGACGACGCUUGCAGAGCUAUGCGUCGUGUCCGGCGAGCAUUCGAGCGGACCCUGUCGGGACUCUCUCUACAAACGUCUCAAAGGGGUGGCACAGAGAGCAAGCGUGUUGUGUGGUCUAGUCCGAGGGCGGGGAUUCGCCAGGUCGUCGACUGACAUGCAAGUCACCGGCGUCCUGGGAUUGUCACACAGGGGACGUCC